AUGAAGUCUUUUUUUGUUGCUACUCUGUUGGUUGCUGGCGUUCUUGCGGCCCCUUCAUCUGACGUGAAGCGUCAAACCUCACCUUGUCCUGCCGGUCUCGAAGCUACCCCCCAGUGUUGCGCCACUGAUGUGCUUGGCGUUGCCGACUUGGAUUGUGCCAAUCCACCCAACCCUUUCACUGAUGCCGCGUCUUUCACGGCUGUGUGCGCCGCUAUAGGCCAACGGGCUCGUUGCUGUGCUAUCCCAGUAGCUGGCCAAGAUUUGCUCUGCACGAGCCCAGUAUAA
Molecule: messenger RNA, 285 nt
Organism: Trichoderma harzianum CBS 226.95
Lineage: Eukaryota; Fungi; Ascomycota; Sordariomycetes; Hypocreales; Hypocreaceae
Exons: 3
Coding region: 1-285 (94 amino acids)
Cellular component (GO): extracellular region
Source: RefSeq, a predicted model, not a curated record